UUAAAAAAGCGAAGGCGAGAAGGCGGCGUGAAUGAGCAUCGCUCGGCUGGGUCUGUGUGCGGACGUUUCGCUUCUGACCCGCAUUUUGCAGCUUCCUCUCUGCCGGCAGCCCUGGGAAGGAAGAUAUUUGAGGGAGAAGGGGUACCACUGCAGAGAGAGACCCCCUCCCCCCCAAUGGCUCCGUGGCAUCUUUGAUCCACAAGCCAGGAACGAUUCGGAUAUCGGAGAGGAAAGGCGAGCAGAGCAGUUCCAAAUCGUCUCCCAAAAGCCCGGACUUGGUUUGCUCAGACGCCGGAGAUGCCAGGGACGCGGAGGUGUUGUUUGACAAUGACAAUGACAUGGUCAGCCUGAAAGGACUUGGACAUUUAUCCAUUGUGCCAGCUGGGGUAAAUCACUGACAUUGCUGCAUCCAGCCUCCACUGCCCACUUUCCUUCAUCAUGGCCAAGAGUGCGGAAGUUAAACUGGCCAUCUUUGGUCGAGCUGGAGUGGGAAAGUCAGCUCUUGUUGUGCGUUUUCUGACCAAACGGUUCAUAUGGGAAUAUGACCCUACACUUGAAUCCACUUAUCGACAUCAAGCCACCAUUGAUGAUGAAGUCAUUUCCAUGGAAAUAUUAGAUACAGCUGGGCAGGAAGACGUCAUUCAGAAGGAAGGGCACGUACGAUGGGGAGAGGGCUUUGUGUUAGUAUAUGAUAUCACUGACAGAGGAAGCUUUGAAGAGGUCCUGCCACUUAAGAACUUGCUGGAUGAAGUCAAAAAACCAAAAAAUGUGACUUUGAUCCUAGUUGGAAACAAAGCAGACCUGGACCACUCAAGGCAGGUCAGCACAGAAGAAGGGGAGAAGCUGGCCACAGAACUAGCAUGUGCUUUUUAUGAAUGCUCUGCUUGCACAGGGGAAGGCAACAUCAUGGAGGCCUUUUAUGAGUUAUGCCGGGAAGUACGGCGACGGAAGAUGGUCCAAGGGAAGACCAGGAGAAGGAGCUCAACCACUCAUGUCAAACAAGCAAUCAACAAGAUGCUCACCAAAAUCAGCAGUUAGAUAAUAUAUACAUGUGUCAACAUUUAUUGUAGAGAUAGGUUAAACUUGGGUGAAAAGGGAUCACGUGAUCAGAUUGUAAAAGAGCUUUGAAAAUUUGCUUUGAGGGGCUACAACUACUAGAAUCCCUCAUACAGUAUGGCUGCUGGCCAUGUUAGCUAGGGCAUUCUCAGAGCUGUAUUACCCCAAAAAUCAGCAUGGUCCAUGUUUUCUGCACUCUCUCUCUUUUAAACUAUCACAUUUUUCUUCCUGAAGUUAUGGCGAGUAAAACAGGUUUUACAAUGAGGGUAGUUGCUCCACUCCAGUUUAGUUCACAGCCAAAUCAUAUUCUCACACACAUGAUUUAGAGAAUAGGGGAUGUAUUGGAAUGUGUCCUACAGGUUACUCCUUUACUACCCAGCAUGUUCACAUACCUUGAUUAUAUGAUGACUUAUCAUUGGCUAAUAGGUUGCUCUUCAGUUUCAUUGUAUUAUGAUAGGUAACUUUUUACCAAUGAUAAUUACUGUAAAAAUCUUUUACCAUCAACAGUGUACCAUAAUACACAUGUGAUCAUUCACAAAUGAUUCAUCUGUAACAUCCAACCAAUUGAUGAGUACAAUCUGUCAAACUCACACUCAACUGGAAACCCAAGAAAACAAAGAUCUGGAAACUUAAUGACCAGAUUGGGGUGACAUAUGGGAAAGUUCUACCUAGUGGUUCCAUUACAUCACUCUUAUAUGGUGAUGCUAAAUAUCUGCAUGCAGGUCUACCUUCGUCAGAUGUUGUCAUGUCACCAUUACAAUGACAACUAAAAAAAAUUACAAAGCCAAAUAUCUCCUCAAAAAUAGGCUAAUGACAAUAGUUACAUAGCUGCCAAAAAUGUACAUCCACAUUAUACUCAUUUUCUCGAUUAUACUCUGAACAUCAGAAUUGCACAAUGGUUUAAAAAAUCAACAACCAUGUGCGUAGGGGAACUUACACAAAUUUAAAGACACUACCAGGAUUCUGACUGUGUUCUCUGCUGUACUUUGUAGAAAACUGCAGGCAGGCAACCAGCUUAGCAGGUGUCUAUAUGCUCAUUGUAAUGAAGUUGACGAUUGAUAAAUUAUCAGUUUACCAAUAGUCAGUCUCUAAGCUUUUAGAAUGCUUAUAUAUCUGGCUGGCAAUCUGUGGAUGGCAUAGUAUAGACCUUUUGAAGAACUAUAUUAUAAUGCAUUGUAGUUUUUAAAAAUGAUGACAAUGCUUCCAUUGUGUCUCUUUCCCUGGACAGUUUUAAUACUUACAUUUUGGUAGGACAUCUUCAAGCACUCGGCUAAUGGAAGCUCUCCAAAGAGUUGAUGGAAUCCACUGCAUUUGUCUUGUUUAUUUCUUAUGUUGCUUUUCAGCUGUGAAGGUUUUCCUGAUGCAUUACACAAAUGUUACAAUAAUCAAACACCCAGCUGCAAACAGAUUGUAUCAAAAAGGAAGGAUAUACUUGGCUGGAAAAUGCCAUGUCUGUAAACUUUCCAAAGUUAGACAGCAUUUGUAAUAAUUAUCCUUUUCACAGAGAUUUUGCUUUCUUGUUGAGUCCCUAAUUGGUGCAUUCAUUCCUAACUUAAAGUGAACUGGGGCUUGAAACAGGCCUCAGAUGGGGAGAGACACGGCUCACAUCAGCUCACCUCUUAUUAGUGUUGAUGUGUUGAAUACUGGCAUCCACACAGAUCAUACAAUAAGAUAUAUUUGUCAAUGGUAUGUGUUGAUUACAAAGAUUAGUUCCCCAUGGGUGGUCUUUGAGGGUGAUAGUGGGAUAUAUCAACAUCACGGAUUGUUCUGGCAUCUGAUUUCAUUAUGAUUGAUGGUUUCUGUAAAAAGAUUUUUUUUUGAAAAACCUGUACUUGACUGACAGGAUUGGCUGGUGUCCCUUAUUAUAAGGGAUGACUAUUUUUGAAAUUGGAAAGAUUUUUCUAUAUAGAUAGAAUGAUGUGACUAAAGCAUCCUGUAUAUUGGGGUGUGAGCCUUCCUAAAGACAGAAAUGUGUGCAUUGUGCCAUUUGCUUCUUCAAAUGAAGGUAAAGUAGCAGAGGCCCAAUUGGGGAAGGGGGUCUGGCAGAGGGGCAAGGACAGAUGAGGUUGAUGGGUUGGAAAUGUCUUUGGAAAUGGAGAGUGGAGAUGUCUUUCCAAAUCCAUACAUUAGUGGAAUAUUCCCAUGUUUUUUUUGUUUGUUUGUUUUUUUAAAAUCUCCCAUAUGAACCCAAAAGCCAGCCAAAUAUGCCCACCUGUCUCUAGAUUUUAAUGGAAAGAAAUUCCUUUUUGGUGUGUGGUAGCCCUGCAAUUCCUUCUUGGACCGCAAAAAGAUCAAACCAAUCCAUACUCCAGGAAAUAAAGGCCGACUGCUCAUGGACCAAGGGCAAGAUGGAUGGACGGUAUCCUUGAAGUGACUGGCUUAUCCUUGAAGGACCUGGGGGUGGUGAUGGCCAACAUAGAGCUCUGGUGUGGGCUGGUCCAGGAGGUCAUGAAGAGUCGGAAGUGACUGAAAAAAUAAACAACAACAGCCCUACAAAGAGAUUCUGUACCAACAACAAAAUAACUAAUGGUGGCCUACUCCAUAUUGAAAUUUUGAUACAGACUGAAGAUGCAUCAGUGCACAUGACAUUUUUGGUUUUACAUGUAUUGGAAAUAUGCAGCUGUACACAGCCAAAUGUGUGUAAGAGAGAGAGAGAGAGAUGGUCCAACAUUUAGACAGAGUCGAGUCGCUAUUUUGAGGAAGGUGAUGGUAAGGACUUAGGCACAGAUCUGUAUGUGUCACAUGGAAAAUAUUUCAACACAAAAGUAUUCAUUCCUGCACAUAAAAUGGCAUUUGCUUUGCAAGAAUAAAUAUUUAUGCAUUUAAAUACUGUUUUCUAUGUAGACAGUGCUGUUCCCUAUGCAGAAAAUGCAGUCUGCUGCAUAAAACAGUCAUAUGUGAAUUUUGCACAGUCCUCAAUUCAGUCCUUCAAAUCAGCAGAGUUUUAGAAGAAUUUCUCACAGCAGGGAAACAAUUCCUGAAUUUAUCCAUUGCUACCUUUGAGAAGAAUGUUAGUGAAUAAUUACAUCCCUGUCUGGAUUUAAAUCCCAACAUAUCCAACUACUGUAAUGUUAAAAUAAGGUUGCCACCCUUUCUUUCCAGAUAGGCUUUUACUUUCCAACACAAUUCUCAACCCAUUGCAGUGCUACCAGGAUAAGGUUGCUCAUGAAUGUGCAAGCAGGGAUGGUCUGCAGCUGCAGCAAUGUACCUCCAGAUGUGGAGUGGUCAAUGAAGUCAUAACUGACCCUGAGGGUGCACCUACACUGUAAAAUGAAUGCAGUUUAAUAUUAAUUUAAAUGCCAUGACUCAAUGCUUUGGAAUCAUGGAAGGUGGGGUUUCACAAGGACUUCAGCUUUUUCUGCCAAAGAGUGUUGGUGCCUCAGCAACCUCCAGCUCCUAUGGUAAUUUAAGUGGUCAAACUGCGUUAUUUCCAUGGUGUAGAAACACCCUCAACUGUAUGAUCCAAGGGCUGUUUGUCCCUGACCAGUGUUUUAUACACAGAGUACAGAAACAGGGCCCACUAGCUAAAGGCUUACAAGGCUCUAUAGCAGGAAACAUAAACAAGCAAAGUAUAAGAAAUCGGAGUAGUCAAGCUAGUGGGAAGAACAUGACAAAAGUUAGAAAUUACUGUCAAUCUUUCAAGGAAGGAAAAAUAAAUCUACACUGAGCAAUCAAGACUCUUUAAGCUUUGCUACCGUCUGUCACUGGAAAUCCUGUCAAAAUGGAAUCAUGUUACAUUAACUCCUUUCAACACAGCUGCCAAAGCGCUGAAAUGAAGAUUUCUGGGAACAAUGCACACAUAUUAAUAUACUCUUUGACAAUUUUAAAAGCACUAGUCUGGGGCUAAAGACACUAAAUGCACCAGAUUUUAUCUGAUCUUGGAAGCUAAGCAGGGUCAGCUCUGGGUAACAUUGUGCUGAUGAAUACAGGGAAAGGGCGAUGACACCAAAGUCUAAUCUGGACAAUGGAUCAGGCCAAAGUGGACCCAAUCCUGCUGUUCAGAUUGCCCUCAAACCAAAGGAUACUAUGGUUUGUUGGUUUCCAGCAAGAUAUAGCUAUAUACUGUGUUUUCCCGAAAAUAAGACAGUGUCUUAUAUUAAUUUUUGCUCCCAAAGAUGCUCUAGGUCUUAUUUUCAGGGGAUGUCUUAUUUUUCCAUGAAGAAGAAUUCACAUUUAUUGUUGAACAAAAAAUUGAACAUUUAUUAUAUACUGUACAGUAGUUGUCAUCAUAAACCAGCAUAACCAGACAAAUUGUGAAUCCUAUCAAAAUUUUGUUGUUACUACCAAUAUUUCCAUGUACAACAUUUUAUGGUAUGUACAUUUACCAAUCCUGCAUGCUCUGGUGUUCUAUUUGGUGGGCAUGCUUCCAAACAAAACUUUGCUAUGUCUUACUUUCGGGGGAGGCCUUAUAUUUAGCAAUUCAGCAAAACCUCUACUAGGUCUUAUUUUCUGGGGAUGUCUUAUUUUAGGGGAAACGGUACAUAACAAUGAAGGCAUCAACCACAACCUCCACAGGUCCUCAGAAAGACAUGGAAGAGGAUGUCAUCAUUACGCAUCUAGCUAUAGUCAUAGAGACUUCUUCUUCUUCCCCCCAGCUGUCCACUCACCUAGCAUGGCUGUGGUGCAGGGAAACAGUCCCAGAAGGAAGGUGAAUCCUGUGGAAAGGACGUGGGAAGAUGUUUCCUAGUUCUGCUAUGGUGGAACUUCAUGAUACAUCUCCUGCUGUAGGAUCUUAGCUGUUUUAGUGUGGGUACUCCCAAACUUGUAGCAGAGAGGCUGUGUUAAACAAGUGACUUGCAGGCCAACAUCUGUUUGAGGUGGUACAAACCAUACCAUAUAUCCUUCUCAAUUUUUGAAUCUCUUCCAAGUUAAAACAAUCAGUCAUAUCUUUCAACAAAUCAACAUCACAGGAAUAGCAGGAAGGAGCAAAAAAGGAAAUGACCUUUAACCCUGAUAUCCAGACUAUUAUCCAUUUCUAUUUUUAAUUUUAAAUUAUCUUUUAUUGAUUUUGGGAGGAGCAGACAUUUGUUUGUAACAGACAUUUGCUGCUGUUCUUAAUGGUGUUGUGGAAGGUAUCUGGAAAACUUCAGCCAAAUGGACAUGAAAGGUCUGAGGUUUAGCUGGUUCUGUUUUUAAUGUCUUUUUGAGCUAUUCAAGGCUGUCUUUCAGGAGAGAAAGGCAUUUGUAAAAUAUAUUGGCUUUAAAUGAACAAUAUUUCUCAGCCAGUUGACAUAGCUGACUUUAUUUUCCUUGGAAACAUUAAUCUAUAAUAAAAGUGUAAUAUUAAAAGCUCUGGGCUUUUGGACGCGAGUUCUUCCUUUGGUGCCAGAAUUUAAAUAUAAUAUCUCAGUCACCUUAUCCUGUGACAUGGAAAUGAACGAUUAAGAGUCCAGUCCAAUGAAAGAAGCGACUCUGCUUCUGAAAUCAACAGAAAGAAUUUACCACAUCCAUCCAAUUGCUUUCAAUAGGGUUUUGAUUUUCGAUAAACAUCUAUAAACAUUUAUUAAGAACCGUCUCUUGUUUUCAAAAGAGGUCACUCACAGGAAAAUGCUUUCAUUUUUUGACAUAUUGCUUUUGCAUAAGGAAAGAAAUGAUAGAAGGGAUGAGGCUGGUAUGAUGAUUUUAGAUGUGGAGUACAUAGACUUACAAGACUUCUCUGGUAUAGGCAUUUCCCAACAUGUGAUGGAAAACUGUGGUAUUGUACCUAAUAAUAAAGCAAUUGCCUGUUA
This is a messenger RNA of Anolis carolinensis (green anole), 6785 nucleotides long. It is a transcript of the gene rerg, whose product is annotated as RAS like estrogen regulated growth inhibitor. Gene Ontology annotation, molecular function: GTP binding; GTPase activity. The transcript is spliced from 5 exons. The coding region runs from base 439 to 1038 and encodes 199 amino acids. NCBI's taxonomy places the organism in Eukaryota, Metazoa, Chordata, Lepidosauria, Squamata, Anolidae. The record is from RefSeq and is a predicted model, not a curated record.